AGAGGCGCUCACACAGAUACUGUACACACAGUGACGGCCGGACCUGGAGCCAACAUGGAGUAACCGAAGAUGGGGCUCGGACGGGGCCACCACCAGCAGCCACACGGGCGGGGCGCAGCAGCCGCCUGCUUAUAACAAGCCAGUCCCCGGGAGGUGCACACUGCUGCUGCCGCCGCCGCUCGUACACGGGAGGACUGCACAAGCCAGGGGGAUAGCUAGUCAUACAGCCUGGGAAAAAUGAGCGGCUCGGAGCCCCCCGAGGCGGGUGCAAGACGACGGUGAUCGGGACAAGAUGAGUGAGGAAGCCCCCCCUGAGGAUGACAACUACAUAGUGCGUGUGAAGGCUGUGGUUAUGAGCAGAGAUGACUCCAGCGGGGGUUGGUUACCACAUGAAGGCGGCGGAAUCAGUCGGGUUGGAGUCUCAAAAGUGUACCCAGAAGGCAUCGGAAGAAGUGACUUUCUCAUUCAUGGAGAACGAAUAAAAGAUAAAUUGGUGUUGCUGGAAUGCUACUUAAAGAAGGACUUAGUGUAUCAGAAGGCAACUCCAACUUUCCACCACUGGUCUGUUGACGACAGGAGGUUUGGUCUCACCUUUCAGAGUCCUGCUGAUGCACGAGCCUUUGACAGAGGAGUACGCAAGGCGAUUGAAGACCUCACAGAAGGAUCCACAACAUCAUCAUCCACAAUCCAUAAUGAGACAGAACUUGGAGACGAUGAUGUUUUUGCAACUGGUACAGACAGCUCCUCAAACUCCUCACAGAAGAGAGAGGCACCAGUGAGGACCAUCUCCUCUCCUCUGACUGGUGGUGGUUGCCGAUACAGCACCGUGAGUCACAUUGAUUUCUACAGCUCUGAACACUAUCCUCCAGAACAAUCAUUACCUAGACCACCUCGUCAUGUCAGCUUUCCAGAUGACGAUGACGAGAUUGUCCGCAUCAACCCAAGGGAAAGAAACUGGCUCACCGGUUAUGAGGAUUACCGCCAGGCACCAGUCCAACGCAAAUACUUGGAGACCGAGAACACGGACUCGUACGUUCGGUUUGCCAAAAACGAAUCCUCAAAACACGAUUACAACUAUCCGUACGUAGACCACACAGACUUUGGCACGUGCAAGGACCUUAAGGGCCCCGUCAUAAAUACACAGCCCAGCCGAUGUAAGUCCAGGAGAAAAGAUGGCGAAAGGUCCAGAUGUGUAUAUUGCAGAGACAUGUUUAACCAUGAUGAAAAUGGCCGGGGAAAAUGUCAGGAUGCUCCAGACUCGGUCCGAAACUGCAUCCGUCGGGUCAGCUGCAUGGGAUUCGCAGACUGUGUCCUUUACCACUGCAUGUCUGACUCGGAAGGAGACUACACAGAUGCUUGUUCGUGUGACACCAGUGAUGAAAAGUUUUGCCUCCGGUGGAUGCUGCUCGUCCCUUUGUCAAUCAUUGCCCCAGGCAUGUGCUGUUACCUCCCUCUUCGAGCUUGUUAUACCUGUGGUGUCAUGUGCGGGUGCUGUGGCGGCAAACACAAAGCAGUGGGUUGACGGGUGCGGGGCCAGGACGUUCUACCAUGUGUUUCUGUUAACUGUUUGCUAAGAAGCGAUUUGGCACGAAACACUCCCAACAAUAUGGGUGCCAGGGGCCCAAGCUUCCGAGCUAGCUGCACCGAGCCACAAGAAUUUCAGUGGCGGUUCGUAGCGAACUCGCUUUCAGCUUGGAAAGCCGUAUCACUAAACACGUAACAAGGCAUUUAACCUGAGUUAAGCUGUGUGAAUGGGAUGUGGACAUGUCGAUUCUGUCGAGCCGUUUCGGCCGCGUUGCGUCACCUGUAAAUAGUCUUGGCACUUCCAGAGAUGUGGUAUGCAAACGCCAUAUGAGAGAAAGGAGGGUUGGACAGCCCUGGAAGCAAAAUGGUUAAUGUUAAACUAAUUUUUUAAUCUGCAGCCAGGUAUUCUGUGCUUAUAACCUAGGGUAACAAGAGUACCAUAAUGCAGUAUUGCUCUUUCUCUAUUAUGCCAAAAUCCAAUUAUUUAUACGUAUGUAGUAUUUUAUGUCCAUUACCAUUUCCUUCAGGGUUUUUUUUUCCCCACCUUUUCAUACUUUAAUUCGAUAUCCCCGCUUUUUCUUAAUUUAUAAAGGAUUAAUUGCUACAAUAGAAGAACAUAAACACUCCCUUCAGUUACAUGGGUCGUGGGUGUUGUCAUGAUAUACGCUCUCCUUACAGUCCCUUUAAUAAUCCUGGUGACUAUAGAGGUUGACAAAGUUUAUUUUAUUUUAUUUUUUGUUUUGUUUUUCUUGUUUCUCAUGGAAAGGGAAUGGAAUAUUUUACUAAUUUCCUAAACAUGUUAUCCAUUUUUCUUCCGGUUUAUUUGAUAGUUCUUUUCCAUUUGCUCCGUGUGCUUGUUUGGGUGUCUCUGUUGUUUUUGUUGUGUUUUUUUACUUUCUUGCCCUACCAAACACUACACUUUUGGACACGGUAGUAUAAGUUAUGUUGCAGAAAAUUAAAAUGGCAGCUGACAAAAAAGAAAAAAGCUAUUGUAGAUAAAACAUGUAUUCUGCGGUUUGUAUAAUAGAUAUUUCUCAGCCGCUCGCUCCUUCCUGAAGACUCGCGAGGCGGACCAGAAUUAGGGAGACCCUUAAGCUGGUGUAGCCAAAUUACUAGUUCUUAUAUUAAGAGAAUGUGUUACUGUUCACAGUUCUGUAUGUAAUAAUGUACUUCUGUCGACAGCCUGUAAGAGCUUAGGCUUUUUUAUUUUCCCCCUUUUUUCUUAUUUUUCUCUAUAAUCUGGAAUUUUCCUUACAUCCACUUUCCUUUUGCAUUGUAUUUUAGAUGCAAGUGUCCCACCCCUUUUACACUAGGAAGAUUUCUGAAAAGUCGCACAAAGGGAAACUGUAGCGUGACGGCCAACCAUGUCUUGCCUUGGACAAAUGAAAGCUGAGAUUUUAUUGGUUGCUGUGGGCAAUGGCUCGUGUUUCCCUUUGCGCAAUUUUUUAAAUGCAUUUUGCCUUUUUUCUUUUUGAGUGAAUAGGCACCACAAAGAGGUGUAAGACGGCACAAGGUGCUUUUUUAGUUUUUUUUUUGUGAUGGCCAGUCUAACAGGUCCCUCUUUCUAUUCUAGACAAGCUCAUUGUAGUUUAAGACACUAACUUGUAAAUACUUGCCUUAUGAUAACGGUCCAGCAUACAACGAUACUACGGAUUUGCUUUGCACUGUCUUUGCUGCAAAUUUUUUUAUACAAAGAGGUUUUUUGUUUUUUUUAAAGUUUUUUUUUUUGUUUUUUUUCCUUGCUUUUCCGAGUUCCCUAUGACUCUUUGCCACCACAUUAUAGCGCAGUAUAGCACUUUUGUAAUCUGCCUUGGGUUGCAUUGAUGGCCAAAAGAUUAGUACUGAAGUACAGUCUGGGUGUACAGGGCUGUCUGCUGUAUCGCCAUAAUGUCUUCUCUGGUCUAGGUAAUGUUGAGUGGUUGCUCAAAAGUGAAAGACUGUGUCCUCGUGUAAUGUUCUGGACAUGGCUUUGUGUCUCGGGUAAGAAGCACUGGGGUGAUUUAAAGGGCAUCUGUCAGCAGAUUUGUACCCAUGAAAUUGACUGACCAGUUACAUGUGCGCUUGGUAUCUGAAGGCAUCUGUGUUGGU
Molecule: messenger RNA, 3612 nt
Organism: Bufo gargarizans (Asiatic toad)
Lineage: Eukaryota; Metazoa; Chordata; Amphibia; Anura; Bufonidae
Gene: SPRED2
Product: sprouty related EVH1 domain containing 2
Exons: 6
Coding region: 293-1522 (409 amino acids)
Biological process (GO): multicellular organism development; negative regulation of MAPK cascade
Cellular component (GO): membrane
Molecular function (GO): protein kinase binding
Source: RefSeq, a predicted model, not a curated record